This is a messenger RNA of Ochotona princeps (American pika), 4513 nucleotides long. RefSeq names its product sorting nexin 18 (gene SNX18). NCBI's taxonomy places the organism in Eukaryota, Metazoa, Chordata, Mammalia, Lagomorpha, Ochotonidae. The coding region runs from base 237 to 2099 and encodes 620 amino acids. Gene Ontology annotation, molecular function: phosphatidylinositol binding; protein binding. Gene Ontology annotation, biological process: endocytosis; cleavage furrow formation; protein transport. Gene Ontology annotation, cellular component: cytoplasmic vesicle; plasma membrane. The transcript is spliced from 2 exons. The record is from RefSeq and is a predicted model, not a curated record.
CCGCCCCCGGCGCAGCGCGCCCGGCAGUCGGGGCGGCGAGCGAGCGGACGCGGGGGGCUGCGAGCGGCUGGCCGGGCGGCUGGCCGGUGCGCGCCGCCUUCCCGGAGCUCGAUCGCGAGGGGCCCGGCGGCAGCAGCGCAGGGGCUCCGGGCCUCCCGCCCAGGGCUCCGGGCCGCCCGCCAGCCCGUCCGUCCGCCGGUCCGUCCGCCCGCCCGCCCAGGGCUCCGGGGCGCACCAUGGCGCUGCGCGCCCGGGCGCUCUAUGACUUUCGGUCGGAGAACCCGGGCGAGAUCUCGCUGCGGGAACACGAGGUGCUGAGCCUGUGCAGCGAACAGGACAUCGAGGGUUGGCUCGAAGGGGUCAACAGCCGAGGCGAUCGGGGCCUCUUCCCGGCCUCGUACGUGCAGGUCAUCCGCGCCCCCGAACCCGGCCCGGCGGGCGACGGUGGCCCCGGCGCCCCGGCCCGCUACGCCAACGUCCCGCCCGGAGGCUUCGAGCCCGUGCCCGCCGCGCCGCCAGCCUCCUUCAAGCCGCCGCCCGACGCCUUCCAGCCGCUGCUGCAGCCGCAGCAGGCGCCGCUGCCCAGCACCUUCCAGCCGUACGGUGGGGGCGCACAGCAGCCGCUCUACAGCGGCGGUGGAGGCGGCUACCAGGCCAGCCUGGGCAGCGACGACGACUGGGACGACGAGUGGGACGACAGCUCCACGGUGGCCGACGAGCCCGGCGCGCUGGGCAGCGGCGCCUACCCGGACCUCGACGGCUCCUCGUCGGCCGCCGGCGGUGGCGCAGCGGGCCGCUACCGCCUGUCCACGCGCUCCGACCUGUCGCUGGGCGCGCGUGGGGGCCCGGCGCCAGCGCAGCACCAUCACGCGUCCGGGGCCAAGAGCUCGGCCACGGUGAGCCGCAACCUCAACCGCUUCUCCACCUUCGUCAAGUCAGGCGGGGAGGCCUUCGUGCUCGGGGAGGCGUCGGGCUUCGUGAAGGAUGGAGACAAGCUGUGCGUGGUGCUGGGGCCCUACGGCCCCGAGUGGCAAGAGAACCCCUACCCGUUCCAGUGCACCAUCGACGACCCCACCAAGCAGACCAAGUUCAAGGGCAUGAAGAGUUAUAUCUCCUACAAGUUGGUGCCCACGCACACCCAGGUGCCGGUGCACCGGCGCUACAAGCAUUUCGACUGGCUGUACGCGCGCCUGGCCGAGAAGUUUCCGGUCAUCUCGGUGCCGCACCUGCCUGAGAAGCAGGCUACGGGCCGCUUCGAGGAGGACUUCAUCUCCAAGCGCCGGAAGGGCCUGAUUUGGUGGAUGAACCACAUGGCCAGCCACCCGGUGUUGGCGCAGUGCGACGUCUUCCAGCACUUCCUGACGUGUCCCAGCAGCACGGACGAGAAGGCCUGGAAACAGGGCAAGCGGAAGGCAGAGAAGGACGAGAUGGUGGGCGCCAACUUCUUCCUGACCUUGAGCACGCCGCCGGCUGCGGCGCUGGACCUGCAGGAGGUGGAGAGCAAGAUCGACGGCUUCAAGUGCUUCACCAAGAAGAUGGACGACAGCGCGCUGCAGCUCAACCACACGGCCAACGAGUUCGCGCGCAAGCAGGUGACGGGCUUCAAGAAGGAGUACCAGAAGGUGGGCCAGUCCUUCCGCGGCCUCAGCCAGGCCUUCGAAUUGGACCAGCAGGCUUUCUCGGCCGGCCUCAACCAGGCCAUCGCCUUCACCGGAGAUGCCUACGACGCCAUCGGCGAGCUGUUCGCCGAGCAGCCCAGGCAGGACCUGGACCCCGUCAUGGACCUGUUGGCGCUCUACCAGGGCCACCUGGCCAACUUCCCGGACAUCAUCCACGUCCAGAAAGGAGCUCUUACCAAAGUGAAGGAGAGUAGGCGCCACGUGGAGGAAGGCAAGAUGGAGGUACAGAAGGCCGACGGCAUCCAGGACCGCUGCAACACCAUCUCUUUCGCCACUUUGGCCGAAAUCCACCACUUCCAUCAGAUUCGAGUAAGAGACUUUAAAUCACAGAUGCAGCAUUUCUUACAGCAGCAGAUAAUAUUUUUCCAAAAAGUGACCCAGAAGUUGGAAGAAGCUCUUCACAAAUAUGACAGUGUUUAAUGACUGGACAAUGGAUUGUGUACUCUUUUGUUGUUGUUGUUCAAUUAAAGGAUAAUUCUGCGGGAGAAAAAAAACUGCUAUCAAAGAGCUGUUGCCAGCUAACAGUGGUGGCACAAGGAUGGCUUUGUGCUCAACUGAAACCCAGCUGAGUAUAGAAUUAUGGAGGAAAGAAAGAGUUCAUAUGGUCAUAUAAUAGGAACAGUACCACGCAUUGUAACUAAAUUAUACUAUGUAUGCCUACACUACCAUUGUAACUUUUGGAAUAAUGAUUAUACUAUUUGCCUUAUUGCUUUUUCCAAGUAUGGGUAUUUUAGUGCAUACUUUGUAGACCUCAGAACCCAUGAAGGGUCUCAAAGAAGCUGGCUGGAUCAAAGCCUGCUGCGGAUGCCUUUUUACUCUCAUAGAUUGGGGUUACCUAAAUUCAACCUGUUCUCUGUUUACAAACUCCAACUAGAGCAGCUAUGCGACUUUGUGCCUUUAGACUCUUGGUUUUUCUUUUCUCCCCUCCCUGAACCUCCUCUUCGUAAGUCAUUUGAGAUGGAGUGAAAGACCAGUACAUACCGUGACACACUGAUGAUAACCUCAUGUUGGCAGUGGGGUUGGGGCGGGGAGGAUCGACUGCCAUCAGAUUGCAUGGCAAACACUACCUCCUGGUAAGAUGCUGGCGAAUGCCAAGGAGGGAGACUGGAGGCUCGUCUUUGGCUGUGAAAUCCAUCAGGGAAGACACGGGGCUGCUGUAUUCCCUUAGAGGGGACAGUAGCAUAGCCUCUUCACACAGGUGCCCGAGGCUUUGGCAUGGAGGUUUCAGCAGAGCCGUCUUGGAACAGGCAGGAAGAGGAGUCUGGCCCAUCAGGGGGUGCAAAAACAGUAUCAGUGACGACACACGCUCGGUUUCAGUUCUUGGAAGGGCUUGGUUUUUCUUUUCUCCCUCUCUCUCUCUUUUUUUUUUUAACCUUGAAGAUUUUUUUUUUUAAUGGAUCUACACUGUUAACUGAUUGAGACUCCACUGUGAUUUCACUCGUUUACUUAAUUAAAAACUUUCAGGGAUGUCUGUAAAUUUCAGUGUUAUACAUGAUGCAAAGUGAUGUUGGUUGAUCUAAGGAGGGACCAGAAAUAAUUCCUACUAUUCCAGAUAUUCAAGGAAGAAAAAAAUAUUUAUACUGUGUUUAAAAAAAAAAAGGAUUGAUAAGUCCUCCCCAUCCCCCUAGCACACGUAUCCUUAGAAAUGAUUUUUAAAUAUAUUCUUUUACUCUUUUUUAAAGGAAACACAAAUAGCUGAUAAAUACCAAAAAGAUUCAAAAGCAGCUUAAUUUAAAAAGCACAAAGAGGUUUCUGGCUGGAAGUGCCAAAAUCUCAGAUGUUUUUGAUAGUUGCUGAGCUCAAUGAUAGAAUUCUUUACAGAUCUCAAAACUGUCACUGAAAGGUUCAAGUACCCGCUGUUGAUGAAGUCAGACUUAGGCCACCUCCCAAAUCCUUGGGUACCGAACUGGUAACGCGGAAGUAAGGAGGCCGGUCCGAGCCGUGGGCAGGAGCCGUGAUGGAGGAGAGACCACCUGCAGACAGUCUAACCAGGGUGGGUUACUGCAGCAGUCACUCAGCGGCAACAUUGGCGCUUUUUAAAACAAGUCUCACAUGGGCUGUAAUUUUAAGAUCAGAUUAUCGUCAUUUUGAUCAUCCGUCCAAAUUUUGUACGUUAGCUUACCUGGAGCCAGAUUCACAUCACAUGGCUUUGUCUUUGCUACAGAUUUGUGCAACUGUCACCAAAUACAUCAUUCUCUAAAAAAAGAACUUUGAUUUUCAUCUGCAACAAACUAAAACACAGCCUAAGCAAAACUCAUAUCUAAGAGUAUUAAUUUUAUUGCAGAACUGUGGAGGCUCUAAUUACAGCGUUUCAUUUGAGUCUGUAUGGGACAAGCAAGCACUCUGCUUCUCGAUGAUUUGAAAGUCACUUUCAUAUGCCUCUUUACUUUGAUGGUGAUUUGAUUUUUCUUUUCUUUCUAUUUUUUUUUAAGUAAAAUCACUAAACUUGUACAAUGGAAGCAUGGAAGUUACCGAACAUGUCUGUGACUGUGCUUUAGCCAGGGGGGACAGAGCUUUGAUUAAAGAGGAGUACAAGGAAAUAUGAAGUCAUGCUGCCUACUUCUAAGAGAACUGAGUUUCUUCAUAACGACAUGCCAUUACAAUUCCACUGAUUUGUAAGGGGCUUCAGUUAAUUCUGCGGGGAAGGACACCAGAGUUAUCAGCGUUCAUUUUCAUCUAUCUGCUAACGUUCUUGGUCCUAUUGAAACAUUUCAGUAUAGAAAGAUACUGCAAUGUUAAUACCCAAGAGAAAAGCCAUUAUCAUGCGUAUGCUGGUCAGGAUGAUCAGUUUGAGACAGUUUUUUUUUUUUUAAAUAAAAUAUCAUACCCUUCAU